GAAGUAUCCAAUACUGAAAUUCAAGAUGGCUGAAACUCCACGGCCCUCAACAUCUAAAGUCGCGCAAACAGCAACAAAUACGACAACAAAAGUUCCCUCGAACACUGGCACCAGUAAAGCAACUGUUUCAGUUGCCAAAGAAUCAACCGGAGAUUUCAAACAGAAAGCAGAGGGUGUAACUAUCGCCGACUUUUUACAUCAUUUAGAUGACUACACUCCAACGAUACCCGAUGCAGUAACAUCGUACUAUUUAAACAGAUCUGGAUUUGAGACAACUGAUCCUCGACUGGUUAGACUAAUUUCCCUCGCUGCCCAAAAAUUCGUGUCUGACAUUGCCAAUGAUGCCCUACAACAUUGUAAGAUGCGAGGAUCUGUACAAAGCUCCAGGAAAUCUGGCAAAGACAAGCAUUACACAUUGACAAUGGAGGACCUGAAGCCAGCUCUUGCAGAAUCAGGAAUCAAUGUGAAAAAGCCACCAUAUUUUGUAUAAAUAAACACUUUGUUUUAGUUUGAAUGAUGUAAUGGAACAAUAACCAACCUCUUCACAGAUUGAAUGGAACAACUACAAUAUUUCAAUUUGAGCAUACUUUGUAGCAUAUUUCUUAUUGAGUUAUAAAAUAAUGCUGGACAUCACU
Dendronephthya gigantea is the source of this 635-nucleotide messenger RNA. Its product is annotated as transcription initiation factor TFIID subunit 10-like. Gene Ontology annotation, molecular function: RNA polymerase II general transcription initiation factor activity; promoter-specific chromatin binding. Gene Ontology annotation, biological process: transcription initiation at RNA polymerase II promoter. The transcript has 4 exons. Gene Ontology annotation, cellular component: transcription factor TFIID complex; SAGA complex; nucleus. The record is from RefSeq and is a predicted model, not a curated record. Lineage: Eukaryota; Metazoa; Cnidaria; Anthozoa; Malacalcyonacea; Nephtheidae. Bases 26 to 490 code for a protein of 154 amino acids.